GCCAUUUUGCAUCAUCUGAACUGUUUGUUUGUGACACGGCGGCGGCGGCUCGAUAACACUCUUCCUAUUAUUACUCACAUUUCUAACCCUUUAUCCAUACUUUAAAUGUGUAGAAGCUUACGGUAGUGUGUGAAGAACUCAGUCAAGCACAGAUGUGGGAGAAAAAUAAGCCGGAAAGGUAGUAGAAAGGUAAAAAAGUGAGACAGCACCUGAGGAGGGCGUUAUUAUCACCAUAGUUGUCUCUACAGUACCUGAGGAGGACGUUAUUAUCUCCUCUAGUUGUCUCUUCUACUACACCAUUAAGGCUCAAUUACCUCUACAAUAGCUGCUCCGUAUCUCAUCAUUGGUGUAAUAUGAGCACGAUCUUCAUAUCCAGGUGAAACAAGAUGUUUUGGAAGUACAAUUUUGGCUCCUCUGCCCAGAUUGAGACUCUUCUACAAAAAGAAGAUGUUACAUUGUCAGAGCUUAUGGAUGAGGAGGAACUCCUUCAAGAGUGUAAAGCACAGAAUAGAAAACUUAUUGACUUUCUGACUCGAGCAGAAAUACUUGAUGAGUUGGUGUGUUUAGUGGUAAAUGAGCCAGCCAUGGAUGGAGAGUUGCAGAUGAGAUUCAAGUAUGCUAACUUAGCUGCUGAGUUACUUACAGCUGAUGUUCCAGCCAUCAUAGACAAGUUGGUUGCAUCUACCAACCUUCUCGAUAUUCUGUACAAAUUCCUCAAGAAAGAAAAACCCCUUAACCCUUUGUUGGCUUCAUUUUUCUCCAAAGUUCUGGGCAUGUUGGUACAGAGGCGGUCAGAACAGAACUGGUAUUCCUAUCAGUUCACUUGCUUCCAGGUAUUGGACUUUUUAAAAUCCAAAGGUGAUUUUGUUGAGCUGGCUGUGCAGCAUGUGGGAACUUCAGCGAUAAUGGAUUUGAUCCUCAGACUCAUCUGUAAUGUGGAGGAGGACGAGAUCCGACAGAGUGUACAUCAGUGGCUGAAUGAGAGUCAGCUGGUAGAACGACUAGUAGACCGAUUAUCACCAGAGGCUGACCCCGAAGAACACUCAAGUGCCGACAAUAUUCUCUGUGAGAUUAGCACCUCUUGCCGAGACGUCAGUAACGAUGGCCAUCCACAAAGUAAUCCUCUCCUAUUGACCCUUGAAAGUGAAGAAACUAUAAACAAAUUGCUGGACCUGCUUCUUCAUGAAGAGCGCAAUGAGUCGUCUCUUUCUCAUGUCAUCAACAUUUUGCUAACGCUACUAGCUGCCCGAACACACCAACAAGCACAGCAGCAAGAGCAACAACAACAACAACAGCAACAACAACAGCAGCAAUUACAAUUACAGCAGCAGGAACAGCAGCAGCAGGAACAGCAGCAUCAACAGCAGCAUCAACAGCAGCAGCAGCAGCAACAGCAGCAGCAGCAGCAGCAGCAGCAGCAGCAGCAGCAGCAAGGAUUACAACAGUCAACGUCCAUAGAAUCUAGCGACAGUGAUUCCAGCGACGGAAGGAGAAAUAUUGUUGCCAGAACCAUAGCCAAGAGAUUGCCGAGCCUUCAUAAUAUUCUCCUUCACCCACCUAAGAAAGGUUUAUUAUUAACUGCGUAUGGUCAAGAAGUUGAGCCGUUGGGAAGUACUCGCUUACAGGUUGUGACCUUGGUAGCUGCUUUGGUGGUUGCCAAUGACCCCAUCGUCCACAAUGCCCUCUAUGAACUUAAUACAGUUGAAUAUUUGCUGGAUCUGUUUUUCAAGUUUAUGUUGAAUAAUUUCCUACACACACAAGUAGAGCAGUGCCUGACAGCUAUAUUGACCAAGGCCCCAAUUGCCUCUUCACCUCAGGGGGAAACCGACCAUCUUUUGCUCACUCAACUUUUUACCGAAUGUCGUAUCAUUGAACGAGUUAUAACUGCCUAUGAAGAACCUUCUGAACCACAUGAUACUAAACAGAUCCAUAAUAUCAAAGGCUACAUGGGUCACUUAAGAGAAUUAGCCAACACUAUUGUUCAACAGGCUGAGUUUGGCCCCAACCAGCACCGUAUCAAGCGACUGAUCCAGGAUCUCCCUGGUGAUAAAGCUACACAAUGGGAUGACUUUGUGUCCAAUGCUUUAGCAGAAGUCAAUCGUAAAAAUGAGAUUACACCUUUACCGAGGAACUACGUGCUUAGUGGUAGCUCUUCCGGAAGUGAGCAUGAUUGGGGGCUGACUCCAGUAGAGGCAGACGACACAGACGGGUACCAAGAGAGGCAGGAGCAAAGUGAACAAGAGAAGGGGGAGGAGGAAGAGAACAAGGAACCACAAUAUGUAUUUUGUCAAGAUACUGAAACAUACCGUCUGGCGGGAGGAAACAAGGGCUUUAAGGAGAUGGAUAUGGAUGUUAUCGGUGAUUUCCGUUAUGCUGAUGAUGAGUUCAAGGAUCCUGAUGAUAAUCUGAGUGGGCCUCUGCAACGAUUAAGUACCCAAGCCCUGGCUCUCUCUGGAGCAUCUGGGAUGGGAACUGGAGGACCUCCAGGAGUUCAUGGAAUUGAAGGGGGAGGAGAAGGCGGAGUACCUGAAGAUCACGACCUGUUUGAGGAGAUGUGUGCACACCGUUGUCAAGACAUGAAUGAGUUUGAUGACAUGUGGAGUGAUAAAGAGAAGGAAAUAACAUUUAACCAAGAAUCACUACAGUCAAACAAUGAUAAGGAGAAGGAGCCUGGGUCUAGUUCAGAAGAGGAGGAAGAGGAGGAGUUUAAUACUGGGCUAAGAUCAGGAGAGACCAAAAUGGAAGUUGAUCAGGAUGACUGGGCAGAGGUAUUUGAUAAGAGGUCAAGUGGUGGUGAGGGCGGCAGCAGUAGUGAGCCUGCCAACCCCUGGCAGUCUGCCCCCAUGGCUGACACCUCAGAUAAUUCUGGUUGGGCAGACUUUGGUGGUAAUGUGUUCUCCGGUGCUCCCACUGUAGAUGCAUUCGGGCAGACACAUAAAGUUGAAAAGGAGGGGUUUGCCGCUGACUUCACCAAUGUGUUUGGUCCAACUGUGGCACAACAAGAUAGCUCAAAUUCUGUUUUUGGUGAAACUACAUCCAACCAAGGGGCCUUCAAAGCAGAUUUCUCUAAUGUGAAUUUUGAUUCGGCUUUUGAAACUAACUGUGAUGACCAGAAGAACACUGUUCCUCCUACAGGUGAACCUCAAAAUAGUAAAUUGGCAGCAGCAGUGAGUGAGGGAGAGUCAGGGAAGGAAGAUCAGGAAAGUAACGAUGAUGACUUGAUAGACAACUUCAACUUCCUCUCAUCUCGAGGCCUUCUGAAGAAAAGUGAAGGUAGCAGUGAAGCAGGUACGACAGAUCCUGUUGACAACAAAAGUGAAGCUCUGUCGGGGGACCACCACACACUGCAGGAAGAAGAGCCGGUAGCUGAAACUCCAUCACAGAGCUAAUAUUUCCUUAAGGGUGAGGAGCGGGAGGAUCAACUGUAUGAGGAUGUAGAAGACUUACCUGCCAGCAACAGCUCAGGAUUUACAUGCCUGAUAUGUACUUCCAGUCUAAAAUGCUCUAACCUCAUAGAAGCUCUCCAAUGGAAUUGCCUUUAUUUAGUUUUUGUAUUUAUUGUGAUGAAUGUUGUCUACCACAAAAAACAAAAAACAAAUGUUUUCCUCUUCAAGUCAUUUCGGUGGGCUUAGUGAAGUGUAAUAUUGCUGCUUUACCACACAGUUCAGUUUUUACUACUACAAUGUAAACUACAUUUUUGAGAUAUGGGAUGCUAGGAUUCAUUUCACUGAGCCACAGUUUUUAGAUGUAUUAUGCAGUGUAGAGGAAUGUGCCUGGACAAGUUGCACAAGAGAAGGGAAUGCUGCUUCCCUUCCCAUGUAAAGGUAACUUGCCAAAUUAUAUUUGUUUACACAUUUUAUCCUAAACAUUGCUGCUCAUGAAACAAAUGUAGUUAAUCUUAUAUUGGUUUUUAAUAACUAGUAAUUAUACAGGUCUGGAACUGGAUCAAAACGAAUUAUACACGUCCACUCUAGUGAUACAAUUCCUAAUCGUGUUUUUAACAGUACACUCCAUAGUAAUUGCCAGAAAUAUAUGAAAUCAAGAUAUUGUCCUGGUGUUAAAUACAGGGAUGAAAUAGGUAUUCCUACUGAUGAUUUUGAAAUAAAGACAUGAUAUGUAUGAAGUUUAUAUAGGCCAAGCACCCAAUCAUGAGUGAGUGAAGUUGUUCCAUGAGGUGUAUGUUGAGAAAUUCUACUUCUGGUCAUGAUCACCGAGUCAUAGCAUGAGGAUCUCUCUUUGUUACCGUAUUAGGCUUUACAUGUCACUCUAUAUUUUGUCAUAUAUUUUUAAAUGACUGUUUUCUCAGUAGUCAAACUUGACCUUUGAAAAUGAGGACCAGUUUCAUAAAUCCAUUGUAUGGUCUCAAAAGUGAAUUGUUCAGGCUAGUGUAUGGAUGAGCAAAAUGUAUGAUAAUUGUUGGAUGACAGACAGUAGUCCAGCGACCAGCCUUGACAAUUUUUACAUUGAUACAGUGCAUGUUCAAAAUUGUGUAGUUCACCUCUUGAAAUGUCAUUACUAGCAUUUAAAAAUUUCCAGGGACUUUUGAUUUUGUGAAGAUUUGAUUUCUAUAAACAAGCUUUAUCCUGUCAUAAACUGUUGGUUUAUCAUUCCAGUUAAAGGUUCAUCAAAAAGUGAAGUAUUUGGAGACUUAAAAUAGUUUAACUUGUGUGCUAAGGUAGGUUCUUAGUUUUAGUGCUCAGCAAAUAAACGUGAUGUUAAAUAUGUGAUUUUUAAGUGAAUUCACAAAAUAUAAAAAAGACAUGGGACUCUCAGCCAUCCCUAUCCUCAGUACGUUUCAACAGCACUGGAUAAGCUUGCCUGUAGUGCAAGACAAAUAAUAAUUGAAUCACCAUUCAGAAAGUGUCCAUCUAACAGAUCCAAUCAGAAGUGCAGCUCUGUGAACAACCCUCAGUGGCAGAUCUUAGGACUACCAUUCCGCUAUCAGAAAAGGAAGACAACCUGUCUGUGAAUUAAGUGAUUGUGAAGCUAUUUUUUAUUGUUUUAUUGGUCUGUAAUGCUACCAAUUUAUUAUCAUCUAUUCAGUCUCCUUUAUCUUCACAAAGAAUUAACUAGAACCCUUCAUCAUUCUAGAUCUGCCCAUCAAGAGCUUAGUGUUGGUUAAAAUUGUUGGUUUGCACAACCAGUCUGUGAUUAACAGUGUGUAGCAUAUGUCUCUCUCUCUGUAGAUAUGACAACAACUUUUGAUUUGGUGCUACUGUUUAUUUAUUAAUAGAUAAAGAUGUGAAUUGUGAAUCAUUGUCUGCAUCUGUAGGACAUUGAGUAGGCUCAAUUUACUUUCCAUUACUAGUAAAAUUGUCUUACAGUACCUAUAUGGGUUCAUAGAUUGAUUAUAUAUAUAUAAUAUAUAAAAAAUUAUAUUAACAGUACUGUACAGCUGUCCCCUCUCUCCCCUCCCCCUUCUCUCACUGUGAUCAAAGGCACAGAUUUUAGGUUAAUUCAAGUCAUUAGGACAGUGCUGUUCCCUGUGUGAAGGAAGACCGUAAUUGUUCCUAGAUAUUAAACCUUUACCGGGUUGACACUUAUUAUCCAUACUAGAUUACUGAAGAGUCUUUCUCCACAGUUCAGUUGUGUACAGAUCAGCAAAUGAUCAAACCUGAGUGAAUAUGCAAUAGCACUAUUGGCCCCUAACCUCCACAGUUCCAUAAUGACAACCAUUACAACAACCUAGUAAUAUAAUGCUUUGGUGCCAGUGUCCAUUAAUAAAGUAUGUAUGGUAUGGUGAGUUGGUGAGAAUGGCAUUCCAGUUUGUCAUUACCAGUAGUAAACUAUUAGUCUCUUACUGUGACAUCUUGCAGCAAACCUCGAGUGCUGACAUAUAGUGUGAAGUACAGUAUGUAGGUUACAUGAGCUUUUAUCAUAUCACUCCUUGGAUGAUAUUGUGAUUAUCCUCAUGUAAUAUUGGAAAUGGAGUCAUUGUAUUGGUAUGAUUUUUACAAUUGCAUUCUUACUGAAAGUGCUUAUGUGUGUAUGGAAACAUGUUGGCAUUGACAGUAAUACUCAUGCCAUGUAUGAUCCCUAGAAAAUGCAUUAUGAAGCUGUACAUAAAGGAUACCUUUAAUUA
Molecule: messenger RNA, 6082 nt
Organism: Homarus americanus (American lobster)
Lineage: Eukaryota; Metazoa; Arthropoda; Malacostraca; Decapoda; Nephropidae
Gene: fmt
Product: serine/threonine-protein phosphatase 6 regulatory subunit 3-B-like
Exons: 22
Coding region: 387-3389 (1000 amino acids)
Cellular component (GO): cytosol; nucleus
Molecular function (GO): protein phosphatase regulator activity; protein phosphatase binding
Source: RefSeq, a predicted model, not a curated record